GUUUAACAAUCAUAACCAAUUAUAAUGACAACACUCCGUAUGACAUUGGAUUCGGGUGGGGCACGUGUGUUAGUCAUCGGAUCUUCCUUCCAGACCGUCGCCGAUUGUCCGUUCAUUCGGAGCACUCAGCAUCUUCCGUGACGGGCCUCGCAUUCCCAAGAACUUGACACUUGCCCGGAAGCUAAACCCGGACCAAAAUGGCACAUCAGAAGUCGGUCACAGAAGUCCCGCGCUCCAUUCUCCCUCGUUUGACGUGGAACGGCUCCUCUGCUCGAACUACGGUCCCUCCGUGUCAGACAAACACCCUCUCGGCUAGACGACAACAGAAGCAGCGACAUAUACACGGAUGGAACUCACCUGGACGGCACAUCCAUACCUGGUCGCCUUCCUCCCGUCCCUCCGCCUCUGUCUCGUCGCUUCGAGAGCCCCGGUCGUCGUUAUCACCCGUUGGGCAAACACCUCUAACAAGAAGCGGUGCGACCAACCGCCCAACCUCCGAGACUGCCAGCAACCCUAUUAGAUACAAUGGCGUUUACGCUACCACCUUUAAAGCCGCUCGGCGAGCCUUCCAUGCCUCUGCAGUCCGACAAAGAGACCAUCAUUUUGAUACUUUGAAGUUUGUACAGCGAUUGAAAGAUGAAGGGUUCAGUGAGGAACAGGCCGUUGCUAUGAUGCGAGUUCUAAACGAUGUGAUCCAAGAGUCAAUCCAGAACCUGACUCGGACAAUGGUUUUGAGAGAAGACACCGAAAGAUCCACGUAUACGCAAAAAGUCGACUUUGCUAAGCUCCGCUCCGAGCUUCUCAAUGCGGACUCGACCGAAGCCCAAUUGACCCGAUCAUCACACGAAAAAAUCGCUGCCGAUCUUGCCAAGCUCAAUUCCCGCUUGCGUGACGAGAUAGGGCGUACACAAGCAUCUGUCCGCCUAGACUUGAAUCUGGAGAAGGGGCGGAUUCGAGAAGAAGCCAAUGGUCAAGAGAUGCGCAUUAAGGAGACAGAGACAAGAAUAGAGCAGGAGGUUGCGGGUUUGAGGGAACGGGUCGAGGCUGUGAAGUUCUCAACGUUACAGUGGCUUAUGGGUGUAUGCACUGGUACCGCGGCUCUGAUUCUGGGAGCGUGGCGUCUCUUUAUGUGAUUUGGGCCUAGCUACACUUAUCUCCCGCGGCGGAUACUGCUUUCCUUAUGCUUAAGUCUUAAGCCUUUUGUCUCCUUAUUGUACAAUAAUUCUCACUUCACCUCUCUAUAUCCCAGCUUCGUUCUACGGGCUGGCACUGGGUCUCUCUUUUUUUCCAUGUAGUUAUGUGCAAAUUCAGCCCACAGCUAGAAUGGUAGGAGCGGG
This is a messenger RNA of Aspergillus steynii IBT 23096, 1337 nucleotides long. Its product is annotated as CCDC90 family protein. Bases 198 to 1133 code for a protein of 311 amino acids. Gene Ontology annotation, cellular component: mitochondrion. The transcript is spliced from 3 exons. The record is from RefSeq and is a predicted model, not a curated record. Lineage: Eukaryota; Fungi; Ascomycota; Eurotiomycetes; Eurotiales; Aspergillaceae.